AUUGUUGCAGCCCCAGACAGGGCGGCCCGUUACCAAGCACUGCACCGCGCAGGGUCUGACAACGACGCCAGCGACGAGCACUGACACACGGAAAACUGCCCAGCGUGACAACAACACGGACGCUCCUGAAAACAGUAGGGGAUGGCAGUGAAUGUGUACGCCACAUCUGUGUCCAUUGACAACCUCAGCCGACAUGACAUGCUGGCAUGGGUCAACGACUCCUUACAUCUCACCUACACCAAGAUCGAGCAGCUCUGUUCAGGAGCAGCCUAUUGCCAGUUCAUGGACAUGUUGUUUCCGGGGUGCAUCCUUCUGAAGAAGGUCAAAUUCCAAGCCAAGCUGGAGCAUGAAUUUAUACACAACUUCAAAGUCCUUCAGGCGGCUUUUAAACGGAUGAGUGUCGACAAAAUAAUUCCUGUUGAAAAGCUUGUAAAAGGGAAGUUCCAGGACAACUUUGAGUUCGUGCAGUGGUUCAAGAAGUUCUUCGACGCCAACUACGACGGGAAGGAGUACGACCCCUUACUAGCCAGGCAGGGCCAGGACGUGGCCCCUGCGCCCAACCCAGGUGAUCACUUUAUCCACAAACCAAAGAGAAACCCAGGACCACAGAGAACAUCCCCGACAGUGCCCAAAAACAUGCCCACACCACAGCGGGUCCAGCACAACACUCCGGCCAUGAGGAAGAACCCGUCUUUGUCUAGAAAUGGGGGCAGUGAUGCUGAGAUCAUGGAGCUGAAUCAACAGUUGAUGGAGUUGAAGCUGACCGUAGACGGACUAGAGAAGGAAAGAGACUUCUACUUCAGCAAACUACGGGACAUUGAGUUGAUCUGCCAGGAACACGAGAGUGAAAACAACCCCAUCCUAAGCAAGAUAAUCAACAUUCUGUACGCAACAGAGGAAGGCUUUGCGCCACCAGAAGACGAGGACCUCGACGAACAAGCUCACCUGGACCAGGAUGAAUACUGAGCCUCCAUCUUCCCCCCCUUCUCACUUCACUAUCCUCUCCUUCCUUUUUUUUCGCCUUCAUUCGUUUUCUACUCUCUCUCUCACUCUCUGUGCACGUUCUCCAUCAACCCUGCUCUCCAUCUUUCCUCGCUCCCAAU
This is a messenger RNA of Betta splendens (Siamese fighting fish), 1103 nucleotides long. It is a transcript of the gene mapre3a, whose product is annotated as microtubule-associated protein, RP/EB family, member 3a. NCBI's taxonomy places the organism in Eukaryota, Metazoa, Chordata, Actinopteri, Anabantiformes, Osphronemidae. The coding region runs from base 142 to 966 and encodes 274 amino acids. The transcript has 7 exons. Gene Ontology annotation, biological process: regulation of microtubule polymerization or depolymerization; spindle assembly; protein localization to microtubule plus-end. Gene Ontology annotation, molecular function: microtubule plus-end binding. The record is from RefSeq and is a predicted model, not a curated record. Gene Ontology annotation, cellular component: spindle midzone; cytoplasmic microtubule; microtubule organizing center.